CUCGCCCUCCUCCUCCUCGCCUUCCUCCCGCUGCUCCGCCGCGCCGCACGGCUGCAGCUCCUUCCUCCCCGGCGUCCGCGGCGAUGUUUAACCGCGCCGUGAGCCGGCUGAGCAGGAAGCGGCCGCCGUCAGACGCCCAUGACAGUGAUGGUAGUUCCAGCAGCAGCCGCAGCAGCAGCCGCCAGAGCCUCAAGAGCACAGCCAAAUGGGCAACCUCCCUGGAGAACCUGCUGGAAGACCCUGAAGGCGUGAAGAGAUUUAGGGAAUUUUUAAAAAAGGAAUUCAGUGAAGAAAAUGUUUUGUUUUGGCUAGCAUGUGAAGAUUUUAAGAAAACUCAAGAUAAAAAGCAGAUGCAGGAAAAGGCAAAGGAGAUCUACACAACCUUUCUGUCCAGUAAGGCCUCAUCACAAGUCAAUGUGGAGGGACAGUCUCGGCUCAAUGAAAAGAUCCUGGAAGAGCCACAUCCUCUCAUGUUCCAGAAACUCCAGGACCAGAUCUUCAAUCUCAUGAAGUAUGACAGCUACAGCCGCUUUCUAAAAUCUGACUUGUUUUUAAAACACAAGCGAACCGAGGAAGAGGAAGAAGAUCCACCCGAUGCUCAGACUGCAGCUAAAAGAGCCUCUAGAAUUUAUAACACAUGAGCCCCCAGUGGCCAGGACUGACAGCUUUAAGAAGGAAAGGAAGCGACUCUCAGGACCAUGCAGGGUUUAUAAUUGCUUUUGUUAUUUGCAAGGACUGAAAUGUACAAAACCCUUCAGUGGGGUCUGUGUAUUUUAUUAACUGCUUCACCAGUAAGUUUUGCAUGAUGCCUAAUCUUAUAUUAAAAAAAAUAGCUUUGAAGUUUUAGUUCACAAGAUGAACAGAGAUUCCUUCAACACUGGA
Molecule: messenger RNA, 882 nt
Organism: Otolemur garnettii (small-eared galago)
Lineage: Eukaryota; Metazoa; Chordata; Mammalia; Primates; Galagidae
Gene: RGS10
Product: regulator of G protein signaling 10
Exons: 5
Coding region: 84-641 (185 amino acids)
Biological process (GO): regulation of G protein-coupled receptor signaling pathway
Molecular function (GO): G-protein alpha-subunit binding; GTPase activator activity
Source: RefSeq, a predicted model, not a curated record